Molecule: messenger RNA, 1843 nt
Organism: Selaginella moellendorffii
Lineage: Eukaryota; Viridiplantae; Streptophyta; Lycopodiopsida; Selaginellales; Selaginellaceae
Product: protein POLLEN DEFECTIVE IN GUIDANCE 1
Exons: 10
Coding region: 29-1681 (550 amino acids)
Biological process (GO): maintenance of protein localization in endoplasmic reticulum
Cellular component (GO): endoplasmic reticulum membrane
Source: RefSeq, a predicted model, not a curated record
UACGUGUAGCUAUGAGCUUGGAGAAGCAAUGGCGCCCGCUGCUUUGGUGAAGCGGAGUGUCUCGUUCGAUCUCCUCAGCCGCGAUGUUGCCGGCGACGAGGAUGAUCGAGUGGCGCCGCCCAGGAACGAGCUCGUGGCGGAGAAGAAUUCCCGGAGGCGGCGGCGCCGGAGCAAAAAGGGAACGCUCAAGCAGAGUUUCAGCCUCAGCCCUGGAUCCAGCGCCGAUCUCGCGGGAUUUGCCGAUCUGGUAGCGCAGGUCCGCAAAGAGGUACCAAAAUUUCCCACAGCGGUGAAUGGGAUAAUCCAGCAGAAUGGAGCGGAGGAAAAACGUGCUGUUCAUGCGGUACAGGAAAAUGGAGAUGGUCCUGUUCUUCAAGAGAAUGGAACCUCCUCUUUGGUGGCGCAUCCCUCUCCUCAAGCUGUCAGUAACGCAGACACCAAAGUUUUCGAUCGCUUCGAGGCCGAGAAGCCUGCGAAGCAAGUCGACAUUGGCGAAUCCUGGCAAGCUCGCGGCUUUUUUCACGGGUUGCUUGAAGGAAGCUCUUUGGAGGCAACGGUACGAGCUGGAAAUCAGAAAAGUCAGGAUUGCGUCUACAAUACUCUGGUGCACGUCCCCUGGCGAUGCGAACUGCUCAUCCUCGUUGGUUUUUUCGCCUGCCUAGACUCCUUUCUUUCGCUUCUGGUUGCGACACCGGUCCGCGUUGUAAUAGCUCUUUGGAGGCGUCUGAGAGAGCGACGAGCAUUGCAAGCCCGUGACUUGUCCGAUUUCGGUUGCUUACUUGUCUUGGUUCUCGGGGUUCUUUUUCUUCAGCAAGCAGAUAUCAGCUAUAUCUAUCACUCGAUUCGAUUUGAGCCGAAUAUAAAACUCUAUGUCAUUUACAACAUGCUGGAGGUCUUCGACAAACUCUUCCAGUCAUUUGGCGUGGAUGUGCUACAGGUUCUGUAUUUCUCAGCGAUGAAUUACGUUUCAAAUGCUGCAGGUUUACAAACUUUUGCUCUCAACUGGCUCAUAGCAGUGGGCUGCUUCACAGUCCACUCGUUUAUAAUUUUGUUCGAAGCGAUCAGUCUCUCCGCGGCGCUCCAUUACGCCGCAACAAACAGGUCGCUGCUUGUGCUGCUAAUGUCCAACAAUUUCGCAGAGAUCAAGAGUACCGUUUUCAAGCGGUUUAACAAGCAGAAUAUGCAUGAUCUGGCUCACACUGACACAGUGGAGCGCUUUCAUCUUCUGACUUGCCUCUUUUUCGCGUUUGCGCAAAACAUCAUUCUUGUGGAAGGGCCAUGGAUGCAAUUAUUUUUCUACCACGCGGCGAUGGUAAUGUUUUGCGAAUCCUUUGUGGACCUUAUCAAGCAUUCCUUUCUAGCGAAGGUGAACCAAGUCAUGCCCGCAGCCUACACGGAGUUCCUGGAGAUGCUGUGCGAACAGAUUGCAAGCAGCCGCAAGGACUCCUCCAGGAGCAAAGCUCUCAGAUUCAUACCUCUCGGCCCCGCCUGUGUGGUUAUCAAAGUCAUACUUCCUCUGUAUGCUUCGUACAUCUCGACAAAGUCCGCUUGGAGUUCCCUGCUAAGAUUUGGACUCGUUGCCGGUGGAACUUUCGCAAUUUUGGUAGCGUUAAAGAUCGUCGUGCGUUGGUCACUCAACAAGUAUGCUGCGUGGUAUCUCAAGCGUUGCCACAUGGAGUAAAGCGUAUGUACCAUUUCAAACGGAGUUAGUUAGCUAUAGCGAAUAUAGUAACUGCGGGCGCGAAUAUCUGACGGCUACAGUGCCAGAUAUAGAAUGGAAUCCCUGACCGUCGAUUGCUGGGCUAUGGUUGAACGUUAUAAUCGUACGAAAAUGUGGUGGACC